GGGGGACGUGCAGAAGGAAGUGGCGUAAGACCAGGCUCUGUCCCCAAGGGGCCACCUCCUAAGCAGGGGAGCAGAGUCUUAUCGGACUCCGUGCCUCAGUUUCUCCGUUUGUCCCAUGGGUCACCAGCGAGCGGUUCAGCCACUGGGCGGGGUGGCUGCGCCCUCUCUCCCUCCCCGCUGGGCCCCGCCCCCGAGGCUGUCCAGAAAAGGUCCCGAGCGGCGACCGCUCGCUCCAGCCUCCACGCGGUCCUGGCCAUGCAGGGUCCCCCUGCGCCAGCCCCGGCCCCUGGGCCCGGCUCCCCUCGGGGCUCCCCGCGAGGCUCCCCCGGGCUCUUCAGGAAGCUCCUGGUGAACCAGAGCAUCCGCCUGCAGCGGCGCUUCACGGUGGCCCAUCCCCUGUGCUUUGAUCUGGAAAAUGGGCUGUCGCGUGGAAGGACUGUCCUGGACCCUCAGUCCGGGGCUGGCCUUGGACGUGGGGCUCAGGCCCCGGCCCCCCACAGCCAGCGGCGAGAGUCUUUCCUGUACCGCUCGGACAGCGACUAUGAACUGUCACCUAAGGCCUUGUCCCGGAACUCCUCCGUGGCCAGCGACCUACAUGGAGAAGACAUGAUAGUGACGCCCUUUGCCCAGGUCCUCGCCAGUCUGAAGACAGUUCGGAGCAACGUGGCAGCCCUUGCCCAAGGCCAAGUCCACGGUGCAGUCAAGCAGGCAUCUGUCGGGAACCCUCCACCCAGCAGUCAGCCCCCUCCACCUGCAGAAGACUCUGGGCAGAAGCUGGCCCUGGAGACCCUGGAGGAGCUGGACUGGUGUCUGGAUCAGCUAGAGACGCUGCAGACGCGGCACUCGGUCGGGGAGAUGGCCUCCAACAAGUUCAAGCGGAUGCUGAACCGGGAGCUCACCCACCUGUCGGAAUCCAGCCGCUCUGGGAACCAGGUGUCCGAGUACAUCUCCAGAACCUUCCUGGACCAGCAGACGGAGGUCGAGCUGCCCAGGGCGGCCCCCGAGGAAUCCCAGAGGCCCAUGUCCGAGAUCAGUGGCCUCCGUGGGCUCCCCCACAGCGCCAGCCUCUCUGCAGCCACUGUCCCACGCUUUGGGGUCCAGACCGACGAGGAGGGGCAGCUGGCCAAGGAGCUGGAAGACACCAACAGGUGGGGCCUCGAUGUGUUCAAGGUGGCGGAGCUGAGCGGGAACAGGCCGCUGACAGCCGUCAUAUUCAGCAUCUUUCAGGAACGGGACCUGCUCAAGACCUUCCAGAUCCCGGCUGACACCCUGGCCACCUACCUGCUGACGCUGGAGGGUCACUACCACGCCGACGUGGCCUACCACAACAGCCUGCACGCCGCCGACGUGGCCCAGUCUGCGCAUGUGCUGCUGGCCACGCCUGCCCUGGAGGCCGUGUUCACAGACCUGGAAGUCCUGGCUGCCAUCUUUGCAAGUGCCAUCCACGACGUGGACCACCCCGGGGUCUCCAACCAGUUCCUCAUCAACACCAACUCGGAGCUGGCGCUGAUGUACAAUGACGCCUCGGUGCUGGAGAACCACCACCUGGCCGUGGGCUUCAAGCUGCUGCAGGCUCCGAACUGCGACAUCUUCCAGAAUCUCGGCGCCAAGCAGCGGCUGAGUCUGCGCAGGAUGGUCAUCGACAUGGUGCUGGCCACAGAUAUGUCCAAACACAUGAAUCUCCUGGCGGACCUCAAGACCAUGGUAGAAACCAAAAAGGUGACAAGCCUCGGUGUCCUGCUCCUGGAUAACUACUCCGAUCGCAUCCAGGUAUGUGGCCAGGUCUUACAGAACCUUGUCCACUGUGCUGACCUCAGCAACCCCACCAAGCCGCUGCCCCUGUACCGCCAGUGGACGGACCGCAUCAUGGCCGAGUUCUUCCAGCAGGGUGACCGGGAGCGCGAGUCGGGCCUGGACAUCAGCCCCAUGUGCGACAAGCACACGGCCUCGGUGGAGAAGUCCCAGGUGGGCUUCAUCGACUACAUCGCCCACCCGCUGUGGGAGACGUGGGCUGACCUGGUCCACCCCGACGCACAGGACCUGCUGGACACGCUGGAGGACAACCGAGAGUGGUACCAAAGCAAGAUCCCCCGCAGCCCCGUGGACACCGCGGUCAGCUCGGAGCGGGGGGCCCCCGACAGGUUCCAGUUCCACCUCGCUCUGGAGGAAGCAGAGGAGGAGGAGGAGGAGGAGGAGGAGGAGGAGGAAGCCCUGGAGAGGGAGCCCUCGGGGUCACCUGACACUUAGCGCCAGUACCCCAGGCCCUGGGGGGCCCUGCCCCUCGACAGCCAGGAGAUUCCAGGCAGGCCCUGCGUGACCACGGGGCAAAGUAAUGACCAAGCCCUUUGGCACCCAACGGCCCUGGUGGGUGAACUUUCCAGAAGGAGGUUCCAGGGGGCCCUUGCUUCACGUUCCCACCUGCUGAGUCAGACAACCAACUUUUUAGUGAUAGGUAGGUCUCAGGGUCCAAUGGAGGCUGGGGUCCACUCUGACCUCAGGUUCGGCUGAAAUGGCUCUACGGGGCUGGACGGGGGCAGCCUCUUACAGCGCCCUUGGCUCUCCCUCUGGACCUCUAUCCCUAGUAUGGAAAAGGGGGUCUGCCAGGCCCUUGUCCACCUUCUCCAGUAGUCAUUCUUGAACCACAUCUAUCACUUAAUUCUUUCUUUCUUUCCAUGUAUUUAUUGAGCAGCUACUAUGUGUCAGGCCUGUGCCUGCUCUGUGCUUCUGGGGUAGCCCUGCACAAGGUAGGGAGGGAGUCAGCACCCCACAGAGACCCAGUUCUGGCCCUGAAGCUGUGGUGGAGGCAUAGGAAAAGGGAGGCUCUUGUUGGGGACCGUCUCUGAAGGCUGAUUUAAGCUGCAUAGCACUUGUUCAAAAGGUUGCUUUUUUUUUUUUUUUUUUUUUCUUCUCCUGUUGCUGGGGAUGGACCACAGGGCCUUGCUCGGGCCAGGCAGGCACUCUACCACCCAGCUCCUCCCCGCCCAUCAGCCUCUGGGUUCUCUGACUCCCUGCCUCCGGGUGUGCGUGUCUCCUGCUCCCUCUGCUUCCCUACGCUGGGUUCCCCCCCAACCCAUGGUCUCUUUCUUGACAACAACAGAACUGCAGAAUUUCCACCCUGUACAGCUCGCCUCUGUGUCUCCUGAUCCUCUGUCCCCAGAGGGAGGGAGUCCUGUGCUGCUUUCUUGCAAUUGUUAGCUCCUUCUGGGCCCCUGCUAAAGGUCGGUGGAGGGUGUGGUGACCGUGACAUUCCUAAAAGAUCUCCGACCCGGGCAGCAGUGAGCAUCUCUCUGGGGCUCAGUAAACCCUCCAGACUUUAAGACACCCUAAUUUACAAAAUGAGUGUCCUAUCCAGGUGUGGUGGCCCACGCCUGCAAUCCCAGGGACUCAGAAGGCUGAGGCAGAAGGGUUGUGAGUCUGAGGCCAGACUGGGUCAUUAGAGAGAUCCUGUGACGAGAUAGAAAAAUAAAAAGGUCUGGGGGUGCAGCUCAGUGGUAGAGCACCCCUGGGUUCAAUCCCUAGUACCAUAAAAAAGCGCAUGGCCCAUUUCAUGAAUGGGGAAUGAGACACAGAGCAGCCCUGUCGCCUGCUCAAGGCCACACAGCCCUGAAGCGAGUAGCCAGCGGCGCCCCCUGGCGGUCGGAGCGGGAGGUGCACCGGGCGGGGCAGGCGAGCUCCGCGGUCCUCCGAGCUUGGCGGGGACCAGCUCGUCCUGGGCAAACGGGCGUCCUACCGGCUUUGUGCUCAGGGCUCAGGUGGGGGCCUGUCUUGCAAUCCUUCCAGAAGCAGCCAGUAUCCUCCCCGCCCCCACCCUGCAAAUUUAUACACGAUGCGCGUCAUCGCCGCAGCCCCCGCGGGGGGAACAGCGGCUUCUUUCGUAAAUAUUAUGACCACUGGCGACUCUCCAGCUCCCAAGAGCGCUCGGCUUCCACCCAGGAAGAACCAAAAGGCAUCUGGGGUCGUGAACUUGGUAGGAGUCCCUGCACAUUUUCCUGUGUCCUCUCUUUCAGUGCUGGGGAUGGACCCCAGGGCUCCCCAGCAAGCGCCCCACCGCUGAGCUCCACCCGCUUCCUUCCAGACUUUCCAAAGGCAGAGACUUAGGGGACUUUGAUUUCAAAAUGUUCUCUCUCCACACUCCUUACAAAGUAGUAUGUCUCUGCUGCAGCGAAUUUGGGAAUAAUGAAACAUAAAGAAGAAAAUAAAGUAUUACCACAAUCCCAAA
This is a messenger RNA of Marmota flaviventris (yellow-bellied marmot), 4219 nucleotides long. RefSeq names its product phosphodiesterase 4C (gene Pde4c). The record is from RefSeq and is a predicted model, not a curated record. NCBI's taxonomy places the organism in Eukaryota, Metazoa, Chordata, Mammalia, Rodentia, Sciuridae. Gene Ontology annotation, molecular function: 3',5'-cyclic-nucleotide phosphodiesterase activity. Gene Ontology annotation, biological process: signal transduction.